Messenger RNA from Schistosoma mattheei, 979 nucleotides. The record is from the annotation of a GenBank genome assembly. NCBI's taxonomy places the organism in Eukaryota, Metazoa, Platyhelminthes, Trematoda, Strigeidida, Schistosomatidae.
AUGAAAGUUACUGCAUUUUGGGUUUUUGUUUUGACAGUAUUUCAGUGUGGCAUUUGAAGUCGAGGUCAUAUGUGGGUUAUGAACAAUUUUGUUAGACAUACGAUCUGAAAAAGCUAGUUCGAUUUCCUUCAAAACCAAUUAUUCAUCCCAAUAAGAUUUGUUAUGCCAAAAAUUGAGUAUAUUGGUCGUCCGUCUUUACACUUCUACGGCAAGCUCCUAUCAGAAAUAGCCAAAAACCUUAAAAACCGCGCCAAGGGUAGAGUAGUAAUAAAGGAAACUGAAACAGCAGAAUUCAAGGAGCCAUGCUAUUACAUUUUAAAAAAUGUUGUUCCACUUAUGUCCGAUAAAUCUGAUGUUAGAUGUAGAGCAUGGGGUAUACGGGUAUUCCGUGGCCGAAAUCUUGGCUAUUGUCUCCUACCGAAUACACAUGAACCAGAUUGGCGUCUUCUAUCACCUAGUGAAGCUGAACGUCUAACGUCCAUAUCAACAAAAUCUGAUUUGGUCGCUCCGGAUGUUCCAGUUAGCUGCGUUGCUCAAGCUCCCCCUUUAUUGACAAUAUUUUUACGAAGAAAAAAUGUACUUCCACCACAAGUAGUGGAAGAAGCUGAAAAAUCUACUCACUCUUUAGAUAUACAACAAUCAAUGAGAGAAGCUAGUGGUUUAUUAUUGUUAACACCUCACCGCUAUGAUCCGACAAGUUUCAAAGUUCCUAUUGAACCGACUUCCGAGGAGAAAUCACGUAUGUAUCCUCCAUAUGAAUGGUCAGCUAAAAAAGGAUUAAUUAUAAAGCCAAAUUUGGAUCGAGAUUCUUAUUUAAUUCGUCGAUCUGAUACACCUGGAUUGUAUUGGCGUGUUCAUCUAGCGAAAUCUUCCAAAACAGAACAAGAUAGUGAGACAGUUUCAUAGACAGGAAAUUGUUAUCAAAAGAACUGGAUUAGCUAUAUUCUUGAUUGUUGAUAAUACAGUACUUAUGUAUGUA